Molecule: messenger RNA, 1470 nt
Organism: Cordyceps fumosorosea ARSEF 2679
Lineage: Eukaryota; Fungi; Ascomycota; Sordariomycetes; Hypocreales; Cordycipitaceae
Product: C6 transcription factor
Exons: 1
Coding region: 1-1470 (489 amino acids)
Biological process (GO): positive regulation of transcription by RNA polymerase II
Cellular component (GO): nucleus
Molecular function (GO): transcription cis-regulatory region binding; DNA-binding transcription factor activity
Source: RefSeq, a predicted model, not a curated record
AUGGAUGAACCAGACCUAGGGCCGAGCCCGGCGCAGGAGAUUUCCUUCCUGUCGCCCGAGUCCUUCUCCACGCUCGACGAAUAUUCCAAAAAUCCGCGGUUCAUCGAGCUGCAGGAAGAACUGCGUGGCGUGUUAUUUGCGCGUGCCUCCGGUGAGAACGCCAGCUUCGAUGUCGCGGCCGACCAGCAGGACGGCGACGACGCCGAAGCAGAGAGCGAGCAUCCGCCACCGCCACCUCCGCAGCAUGGCUUCGACUUUACCCGCGUCAGCAUACCCAAGUUGACGCUCAUCCAGUACCUCAAGAACUGGAUCAUCGAGUGCGCACCGUACCUCGACAAGUUCGACCACGCGCGGCACUUUGCUGUGCACGUGCCCAUCAUGGCCGCCGGCUCGCCCGCGCUCUUCUACGCCGUCCUCGCCUUCUCCGCGCGCCAGGCGGAGCGCCGCAAGACCGGCCUGGGCUCCUCCGCGAAGAACUGCGACAGCCUCGAGCUCUACCAGGAGUCCAUCCGGCUGCUGCUUCUCGAGCGGCCGGGCAGCUCCUCCUCGGCCACGGUGCUGGUGACGGCGUGCGUGCUGGCCGUCAUGGAGCUCAUGUCGGGCAGCCCCCGCAACUGGCGGCGCCACAUCGAGGGCUGCGCCGCGCUGUUCGACCUCUUCCAGGUCAACGGCUUCUCCGGCGGCGUGCUGCAGGCUGUUUUCUGGUGCUACGCGCGCAUGGAGGUCUGCGGCGCCAUCAUCUCCGCCGGCGCCGAGAGCACCGUGCUGGCGCUGCAGAGCUGGGCCCCGCCGAUCCCGGGACGUGUCGUUGCCGGCGGCGCUGAGGGGGGCGCGGAUGCGUUUGUGCGCGAUGCGUUUUAUCGGAGCAGCUUGGAGAGCAGCGACAUGCACGCCAACUGGGCCGUGUACCUCUGCGCGAAAGCGUGCGACCUGCUGUACCGGCACACGCGGGCCACGGAGCUGCGGGAACCUGAUCGUCAGGACAGGAGGCCGUUUGCGGUUCAAUGGAGGGCUCUGUGGGGGCAUCUACAAUUUUGGCUCAAGUCGAGACCAGAUGUUUCGCUGCCGACCUUGGUGUCGGAAGACAACGGCCAGACCUUUCCAACCAUCCUCUUCGCGCACUAUCCUGCCAUAUCCUCGAACCAGGUAUACCAUGCUACGUGUCUCAUCAUGCUCGACAUGCGCCCGCGGCACGAGCCGGUGCCUUUGCCGGAGGGCUCGGCCGUGUGGCACGCGCGCCGCGUGUGCGGCAUCUCACUGACCAACCCGCACCGCGCCAGCCUGAUAAACGCCAUCCAGCCUCUAUACCUGGCCGGCAAGUUGCUCACGCAUACCGCGGAGCACGUGGCCGUGGGCAAGCUGUUCAAAAUCAUCGAGGAGACGACAGGGUGGGGAGCGCUCUGGAGGCUGCGCGAUCUAGAAAUUGUCUGGGGAUACAUGCCUGGCGAGAUCCUGGCCGCGAUGGGCUGA